GAAGAGAAAAAAAAAAAAAAAACAGAAGAAAGAAAAAAAGAAAAACAGACGAGGGUUAGGGCUUUCCUUGCUAUAGCAGAGAGAGGGAAGGAGACGCUGAGAGAGAGAGGGGAGGAGACGCUGAGAGAGGGAGAAGGAGACGUUGGGUCAGAGCAGGUGCAAAGAUCUCUACAUAUUGGGUGCAUUCUGGAUAUAUAAAUCUAUGCUUAUUUGAGGUCUCUUGGUAAACUUGGUUGCUAUAUCUGGUUUCCACUGGAAGAGCUGAUGCUACUUUCGGCUUGAGAUUCAUACAUUUAACUGAUGAUUACCUACGAACCAGAUCCUGAUGUUGUUAGGUGGGGUCUGCAUCUUCUUGAUGGUGAUCCAUUUUCCAAUUCUGGGUAUUGUGGAACCACUACCCAACCUGAUGCCAAUUACUGCGAUGGAGAAUAUGACAGAGAAUGUCAAUUUGCAACAGACCGUACUAAUGUAGAGAAUGAUGAGGUUAUAGCAUAUGCUCUUCAGGAAGAACUAUCGCAUCUUGCAGUUGCUGAAGCAUCUGGAUCUUCACAGGUGGGGGAAGAGCAUGUGCAAGCAUCCAUUCUUGCACAGGACUGGCUUGGCCCAUCUACGAUAAAUUAUAGUUCAGGGCAAGAGGGUGGUCAGGAGGACACAGAUGAUAUGGAACCAUCUAGUUCAGGCUCAAGUCCUGGAGAGAAUUCAUAUGAUGGGGAUCAGUGGUCUUUUUCACUGGACUUAAUGGAUGAGCCUUCUGCUCUAGAUGGCGAAGUAGGCAAGAGAUUAAUUCAGAUGGUUCCUGUUCCUCAUGUGCCUAGAAUUAAUGGAGAAAUACCUUCCAUUGAUGAAGCAACUUCAGAUCAUCAAAGGCUUCUAGAAAGGCUGCACAUAUAUGAUUUGGUUGAGCUUAAAGUCCAAGGAGAUGGUAAUUGCCAGUUCCGAGCACUGUCAGAUCAGUUUUAUCGCACUACUGAGCACCACAAGUUUGUGAGACAACAAGUUGUUAAUCAGCUUGAGUCUCAUCCAGAUAUUUACGAGGGAUAUGUUCCCAUGGCUUAUGGUGAUUAUCUGAAGAAGAUCUCGAAGGAUGGUGAAUGGGGUGAUCAUGUCACAUUGCAGGCUGCUGCAGAUUCGUAUGGAGUUAAAAUAUUCGUCAUAACAUCUUUCAAGGACACGUGCUAUAUUGAAAUUCUGCCCAAUAUUCAGAAGUCAGAGCGAGUUAUAUGCUUGAGCUUUUGGGCCGAGGUACAUUACAACUCAAUUUAUCCUGAAGGAGACAUGCCCAUGAUGCUGGAAACUAAGAGGAAGAAAAGGUGGUGGCUCUUUGGACAUAAGCAUUAAGGACUACAUAUGUUUGGGACUGUUUUCCAAGUCUCAGAAGCUGCUUUCUUUUCUUUCUUGAUUUUAUUUUUAUAAUUUGUACAUGGUUGACGGUAUAUGUAUCUUGUUUCUCUCAGGGUUAAUUUUGUGAAACCGAUGACAUCCACCUUUUGUAUGGUGAUGUGAAUCUCAUAAACAUGAAGGCAGCGCAUCCCCCCCCCCCCCCCCCCCAAUUCUUUCAACUUCAACAAUACAUAUGUACGUUGUAAUGCAUGCACGCAUGCUCAUGCUUGUGUAUUUUUGCAUUUUACUUUACUAUCAUAAAUGCAAUGAUAAAAAAUAAAAAGAAAUGAUGCAUGCAAGGCUCUGAACAUCUAUUAUAUUUUGGUUA
Messenger RNA from Magnolia sinica, 1708 nucleotides. RefSeq names its product OVARIAN TUMOR DOMAIN-containing deubiquitinating enzyme 12-like. Gene Ontology annotation, biological process: protein deubiquitination. The record is from RefSeq and is a predicted model, not a curated record. Gene Ontology annotation, molecular function: cysteine-type deubiquitinase activity. The transcript is spliced from 12 exons. NCBI's taxonomy places the organism in Eukaryota, Viridiplantae, Streptophyta, Magnoliopsida, Magnoliales, Magnoliaceae. The coding region runs from base 301 to 1338 and encodes 345 amino acids.